AUGAAAAGUCAACAAAACGAAGAGCGGACCUCAACUUCCACAACAGCACCGACGCAGGCACAUCGCGACGCGACUACUAUUAACGGCAAAACGCCAGCUAAAGUGACAGGAAAUGCACAACAAAAACAACACUUCCCACUUCAUGUGCAUGCGAGAGCCAAUAAUAAUCAAAAUAAAGCGUGUAAUAUUAGUAAUAACACCAGCAGUGCCGGCGCUUCGCUGAAAAAUACUGCGAAUGCAGCACCGUUGGCGCCAACAACAACAACAACAACUGCGACAACUACUUCCCCAACUGUAAAUAGUGCUGUAGACAACACCAAUAAUAAUAAUAAUAACAACAGCAACAGCAGCAAUGGCAGUGGGAGCGGUAGUGGCAGUGGUAAAAGUUCCCCAGCCAGCAGCAUUGGCGUUGGCUCUACGAAUGCUGCUCUCACCGCUUUAACCGCUUCCUCGAACAACAACAACAACAACACAAUCACUAGCGCCAGCCACAGCAGCACUUCGACUAGCGUGCUGCUGCGUAAGCAAUUCAUCGCCUCAUCGAAUGGCAGCAAUGCGAGUUUCAGCUCGGCAUCGGUCGCCGGUUCAAUACAGCGUUUCAGCGAAAUAAUUAAGUUUACAGGAGCGCCGCUGCCGCGCUGCCGGAAUUUGGUAGUGCGCAGAACAAAGACGCUUGCCGCCGCCACUAAGCCGGCAGGUAAAGUAAGACUAAGCGAAGAAGAAAAGGAAAAAGUAGAAGUUAAAGCUGCUUCUACUCCUGCUGCUGAUGUUAUUGUAUUCGCUGGUGCACUUACCAUAACCGCUAAUCUCUACGGCUGCAAUAACAAUAACAACAACAAUGGUCGUAGUGCCACAUUAGAUUGCAUUUAA
Messenger RNA from Anastrepha obliqua, 870 nucleotides. RefSeq lists its product as uncharacterized. The coding region runs from base 1 to 870 and encodes 289 amino acids. The record is from RefSeq and is a predicted model, not a curated record. Lineage: Eukaryota; Metazoa; Arthropoda; Insecta; Diptera; Tephritidae. The transcript is spliced from 3 exons.